UGAUGAUAGAUAAGGCAAAACACCCACUAAGAAAUACGGAAACACUUUCUCUCCAAAGAAAAAGAGAGUGAAAUCAGUGAGCUACUGUUCCUGCUUUGCCUCAACUUCAAAACAACAUCGGCGUCGUUUCCACACACAAAGACAUUAUUAUUAUUAAGAAUCCAACAUGGUAUUCAAAGCCUCUCAAAAUUCAAUGAUACCCCAAUUAACAAAACACACAUACCAUCAUGAUACUAUCUAAGAAAAAUUGAGAGAGACCCAGUUGGUCAAAACUGGAUUUUGCUAUGGAUCUUCGUGACCCGAACCACCAGCCCCGCUUGGUAGGGGACUACAUACUGGGUCCGAGAAUCGGGUCGGGUUCAUUCGCCGUGGUGUGGAAGUCCAAGCAUCGCCACUCAGGCGUUGAAGUCGCUGUCAAAGAAAUUGACUUGAAACAGCUUAGCCCAAAAGUCAGUGAGAAUUUGCUCAAAGAGAUUUCCAUUCUCAGCACCAUCGAUCACCCUAACAUCAUUCGACUCUUUGACGCCAUCGAGACUAAGGAUAGAAUUUACCUUGUUUUGGAGUAUUGUAAUGGUGGUGACCUUGCGGCUUAUAUUCUUGCUCAUCGCAAAGUUUCCGAGGCCAUCGCUAGGCAUUUUAUGAGGCAAUUGGCGGCAGGAUUGCAAGUGCUUCAAGAAAAACACCUCAUUCACAGAGAUUUGAAACCUCAGAAUUUGCUCUUAACAAGGGGGGAAGUGACUCCACUUUUGAAGAUUGGAGAUUUUGGUUUUGCAAGGUCCCUGACACCCCAAGGCCUGGCCGACACCCUAUGUGGUUCACCAUUGUACAUGGCUCCAGAGAUUAUUCGAAACCAGAAGUAUGAUGCAAAGGCUGACUUAUGGAGUGUUGGGGCGAUAUUGUUCCAGCUGGUGACUGGGAAGCCACCAUUUGAUGGCAAUAGUCAAUUGCAGCUUUUUCAGAACAUCUUAACAUCGACUGAGCUGCAGUUUCCGCAAGGUGCUUUAGAGGAACUGCACCCAGAUUGUGUGGAUCUUUGCAGAAGCCUUCUACGUCAAGACCCAGUUCAGCGAUUAACCUUCACAGAGUUCUUCAAUCAUAAUUUCCUAGGGGAGCCCAGGCCAAUAGUGGAGGCUGAGCACUCUUCCGUACUUCCAAUGAUGAAACCAGAGGUUGGGCAGUGCAGUUAUAUUGCUUCUGAUGAGAGAUUGCAAUUACAUUCUGGGCAUCAUUUGAAUUCAUCCAGCAGAAAUCAAGCAUUAACUACAUCUGUAACUAAGAGUGUUGAUGGUGAUGCAUUUUCUGAUUCAAUGGAGCCUAUUGAGAAAGAUUAUGUCAUUGUCAACGCUCAUUUUGCUUCAGUGGAGGAUUUCUCUUAUUAUCUCGAGUCUUCCCUACAAGAUAAAUCCACGACCAGAGUUUCUCCUUGCCCUUCAAGGAAGAGUGACAAGGAUAUAGCUGAUGCAAUGCAAACAAUGGAGCUGACUGGUAGUUCUGUUGGUGCAGCACAAAGCCAUGGAUCAGAUCUCUUAGUGACAUCAAGUGCAUCAUCUGUAUUAAGGGGAGUUCAAGGACUAACCAUAUUGCAUCCUUCGACUAGACUUCUCUUGUUACGUCAGUAUGUUCAGGCUCUUACAGAACUAUCGCAAGAAAAGUAUAAUGCAGGACAUUUUCUAGAAUCAUUUUCAGUUGAGCUAAUUGUUUUGGCUAUAUGGAAGAAAGCUAUUCAAAUCUGCAGCUCUUGGCUGGCUUCCGCUUCAGAAGGUGAAUUACCUGAAAGUAGUUCCACCAAUGAACCCAUAACUUCUAGAAUAGGUGCGGAGAAACAUAUAGAUUUUAGCAGGCCUUCAUCUGUUUCCAUGUGGGCAGAACAAGGGUUUGUUGUUGCAUGUGAUCGUGCGGAACAGUUGUCCUAUCAUAUCAGAGAUAUGGACGGUGCUGCUGAGAUGCCAGAUGCGAUGGAAAUCAUAUUCCAAAAAGCACUUACUGUUGGGAAAAGUGGAGCUGUAGAUGAAUAUUUACAGAACAAGGUUAGUGCAGCAGCAUCGUACUCGAAAGCAAUGCUUCUGCUUUCGUUUAUUGUGGAAGAAGCAACAUCCCUGCCAUUGAGCCCACCUUUUUCAUUAACUGCUGAUGAUAAGAAGCGGAUCCAGCAAUACAUUGACAACUUGAAGUCCCAUCAGACUCACUUCCUGAUGUCACGGCCUUCCUCCUAAGCAACCUGCUGGACUCUCUAGUCAAGUAUAUACUACUGUAGUGAACAGCACUCAUUAGAACACCAGCUUUAAUGGGUUGCUGAUUACUGAAGUAGGUGUCUGAAAUCGUUAUCAGAUGCAAUGAACAAAAUUUUAAACUUUGGUGAUGACACGGAUAUACGUUAACUAUUCUCUAGUGAUGACUUGAUUAUGAAAAUAUCUGACAGGUGUCUAAUAUACAUGGAAGUAUAUAACUGAUUGCUGGCCAUCUAGAAUGAGAAUAUGGCCUUCAUUUCCUGAACUUGUGUAAAUAAAUUGUUUAUUCUUUGUCCAGACAACUUUGUAAAUAUUAAUGGUAAAAAAACUUGUACAGUUUGGAUUUUUUAA
Quercus robur (English oak) is the source of this 2579-nucleotide messenger RNA. Its product is annotated as serine/threonine-protein kinase ATG1a. Gene Ontology annotation, cellular component: cytoplasm; autophagosome. The coding region runs from base 285 to 2213 and encodes 642 amino acids. Gene Ontology annotation, molecular function: protein serine/threonine kinase activity; ATP binding. The record is from RefSeq and is a predicted model, not a curated record. The transcript is spliced from 13 exons. Gene Ontology annotation, biological process: autophagy; protein autophosphorylation; autophagosome organization. NCBI's taxonomy places the organism in Eukaryota, Viridiplantae, Streptophyta, Magnoliopsida, Fagales, Fagaceae.